Antechinus flavipes (yellow-footed antechinus) is the source of this 1286-nucleotide messenger RNA. Its product is annotated as receptor-transporting protein 3-like. The transcript has 2 exons. NCBI's taxonomy places the organism in Eukaryota, Metazoa, Chordata, Mammalia, Dasyuromorphia, Dasyuridae. The record is from RefSeq and is a predicted model, not a curated record. The coding region runs from base 157 to 720 and encodes 187 amino acids. Gene Ontology annotation, molecular function: olfactory receptor binding. Gene Ontology annotation, biological process: detection of chemical stimulus involved in sensory perception of bitter taste; protein targeting to membrane; protein insertion into membrane.
UGUACAGGGAAGCGUCUCUGGGGUUUAGGUGCCCACGCCUGGUGUCCCCAGUCCCUGCACAGCCGACUUCUGUGGGCCCAAAGCCCCAUUUCCUACCGCGGCAGAGUCUCCUUUGGGGCAGAAAUCUGUGGGCAAUCGCACCGAGAAUAGAACAGAAUGAUCAAAGAUAUGGACCUUUGGGAGCAGACGUUUCAGCGGAUAAUUAGAGAGAAGAAACCGCACCACCGAUGGAAGCUGAAAGUGGACAAUAACCUUGAGGUCAAAAGCCUGCGGCCGGGCUGGAAGCAAUACACGCAAAAAGGCCUUGCAAGGUUUCGGUGCUCCUUGUGUGGCCGCAGCUGGGUCUCGGCCCAAGUGCUGAUUCUCUUCUGGAUGUGCCUGAAGGAACCCUACGGCCGGGUCAAGAUGAGGGUCUUUGGCCAGCGCUGCCAGAAGUGCAGCCGGGCUCUGUUUGAGGAGCCCGAGUUCAGCCCGGAGGGCGUCGAGAAGGUCCUGGGCUGCCUGGUGGUCCGCAUCCUGCUGAAGUGCUACCGGGAAAGUGCCCGCGCCGCCGUCCCCAGCGAGGACCCUUUGAGAGAAAUCCUCGUGGCCGCACGACGCUGGGAAUUGCGAGGCGUGCCUGCUGGGCGUCUCUUGCCCGAGCCAAUCGGACGGCAAGGUCUCGGGGGCCCUUCCCAGAAGCACCCACACCUCGUCCCGGGACCGGCAGCCUGCCUCUAGGAGGAGGAAGUUGCUCCUGCUCCUUUCCCUUGGGGUUGUCAUUGUCUUUGUGGCCCUGAUGGUGACUCUUGGGCUCACUGGGCUCCUUUAGAAAGAGCCUCGUCCGGUGCCGUGGGAUGGCAACGACUUCGCACCUCCCCAAACGGAACUAGCCCAAUGAUGUGCAUUCACACGUGGACACACACGACUGGACGUAGGGUUACGUUUCAUUUGCAUUAGUAGCAUUUCCCCAUCCUUCUCUUAACUCUUCCCGAAGGCUACCUGAUGAGCUUCUGGCUUCUGGGCUUGGGGGCCCCCUUCCCACGGGCUUCUUCCCGGACUCUCCUGCCCCUCUCCCCCUUUGGCCGACGUGCUCCCCUUACUCAGCUUGCUCACCAACUUUGCCCCGAGAAGCCAUGGGAUGGUGGAGGCGGAAGCUGGAGGGCGAUUCCUGAGAAGACCCUGGGGCUGCCUGCGUUAUUUCCGCAAGGAAAGCGACUCAUUGCCACCUUCAUGUUCCCAGUGGCCGAAUGGCCUCCUUCAGGGAGCCUGAAAAUAAACCAUCAAACAGCCGUCUUCAGUUUGAC